AUGGCCCAGCAACAGCAAGAUCUGGGCUACCUGGACUACGGUACGCCCGCAAAUCGGUCUCCGGGGACACGACAGAACUACGGCGGCUUCGGACCCGGACUGUCGCUCCCCAGGCAAGCUCAGCGCCCAUUUGACACGGUCCUCUCGCCUUCCAUGUACGGCGACCGAUCCGGCGCCGGGUUCCCCCGUGGCAUGGACAUGCCUGGAGGCAUGCCCAGCUACCUGCUGGACGCCAGCCAGCAGCCCUGGAACUUCAACCCUGUCGCCGGCGGCGCCGCCACGGUGAACGGGGCCGUCAACGGGCCCAACAGGCAGCGCAGCGUCAACCGCCGUGCUGCCCUGCCCCAGAACUGGACAGACCAGAGCAUGGGAUUCUCCCCAGCGCUCCAGGGCUUCCCCGGCGGCCUCAAUGGGACCGGCAUGGGCAACGGUGGCAUGCGCGUCGAUCACCCGGGCACCCACGCUUCGCCCAGUGAUCUCCGCCCUUCUCCCUCUGAUGGCGACCAGCUCAUCCCCACGGCCAUCGUGAUUAAGAACAUACCCUUUGCCGUCCGCAAGGAGACGUUGGCGUCCAUCAUGCUGGAGAUGCAGCUGCCCCAGCCCUAUGCCUUCAACUACCACUUUGACAAUGGCGUUUUCCGCGGCCUCGCCUUUGCAAACUUUCAGUCGGCCGAGGACACUAGGAUUGUCAUCGAGGCCAUGAACGGCAUGGACGUCCACGGCAGGAAGCUUCGCGUCGAGUACAAGAAGAUGCUGCCCGAAGCCGAGCGGGAGCGCAUCGAGCGUGAGAAGAGGGAGCGGCGUGGUCAGCUCGAGGAGCAGCACCGCGCACCUCUGCUGCAUCAGCAGAGCUCCAUACAAUCCCUGGGCGCCAUGUCCCAGUCGCAGCAGCAGCAGCAGCAGCAGCAGCAGCAGCAGCCGCCCCAGCAGCAGCAGCCACCGCGAGGAGCCAUACAGCUAGGUAAGUUCGCCGCCACCGUUGGAUGGCCUGCAUGGACUCAUGAGAAGGAAACAGAUGUGGACCUCAACGACCCCCAGACGCUCGACUUCUACACCGAGCUUGCCAUGUUCAAGCGUGACGACAGCCGUGAAGUCCUCGUCUUCCCUCCCGGUAUCGCCCCCGAGCACCGUCGAUCGAUACACAUCCUCGCCCACCACAUGGGCCUGGAGCACCAGUCCAUGGGUGAGGCCGACCACCGCCAGCUCACGGUGCUGAAGCGUCAGCCGUCGCCGACCAUCAACGCCCCCCCGCCUCCCGCCAGCACGCUCGACAUGCACAAGCGGGGCCUCAGCCGUGCCGCCACGUUCGACUUUGCCGCCGACAGGGAUGCGCGUGCCGCCAGCGGCAACUACGCCAGCGUCAUGAGGCAGAACCCCACGCUCGAGAUCCCCGGCAGCCCCGACGGGGCCGGCAGCGUCCCCAACAACCUCCGCGCCGCCAAGAGCUUUGCCGAUCUCAGAUCCUUCACUCCGAGCCCCUCCCAGGCUUCGUCCAGCUACCUGGCGCCGGGGGGCGGCAUGGGCGGCGCUUCGGCUCGCUUCAGCGAGUACAUGACGUCGUCCCACCAGGGCAGCACCGGCACGCCUGGCCCCCGAGACAACGGCAACAGCUUGAUCGGCGGCCUCAACAGCCUGAACCUCGGGUCGUUCGACGCCAACGCGCUGCAGUCGCAGGCACGCAGCACGCCCGGAGCCAUAGGCAGCCAGCGACCCGGAGCCAGCGGUACCAACGCCAAGGGUGCACCCGAGAGGCAGCCCCGCGGCCCCGAGUGGGAGAACACCGGAGGGUUCGGCGGACGCCGAGCCAACGGACACGUGGCUCGUGGAAGUGGUGAGUCUGAUCCCUACACUAUCACGAUGGAAACCCAUCUUCCGGGGUAA
Messenger RNA from Geosmithia morbida, 1881 nucleotides. Its product is annotated as R3H domain. Gene Ontology annotation, cellular component: cytoplasm; nucleus. The record is from RefSeq and is a predicted model, not a curated record. Gene Ontology annotation, molecular function: mRNA binding. The transcript has a single exon. NCBI's taxonomy places the organism in Eukaryota, Fungi, Ascomycota, Sordariomycetes, Hypocreales, Bionectriaceae. Bases 1 to 1881 code for a protein of 626 amino acids.